AUGGCCCCCAUCAUCGUUGCUACAAUCGCCAGCCUCCCAUAUUACCAAGGAAGUGAUCCCUGCCCUUCCUUUAGCUGUUCCUCCCUCUCUGUGCCUCCAGGUGGCUGUAACAUUGAGGGUGAGGAUGAGAGCUGGGACUUUGGCACGGGGGCGGGUUUCUAUGUCAAUGCCACCAAUGAGCCCUGGAAAACCAACUACCGCAUGUACGCCUAUGUCACGGAGGAGCUCCCUCGCCUGAUCAAUGCCCACUUCCCUGCUGACCCAGAGAAGAUGUCCAUCUCGGGCCACUCUAUGGGGGGGCAUGGGGCUCUGAUCUGUGCCCUAAAGAAUCCUGGGAAAUACAAGGCUGUCUCUGCCUUCGCCCCCAUCUGUAACCCCAUGCAGUGCGCCUGGGGCCAGAAGGCCUUCGGUGGAUACCUGGGGUCUGAGAAGACCGCUUGGGAGGCUUACGAUGCCACGGUUCUGGCCGGCUCCUACUCCGGUCCCCAGCUAGACAUCCUCAUUGACCAGGGUCGUGACGACCAGUUCCUCUCUGCUGGACAGCUGCUGCCAGACAACCUGAUUGCUGCCUGCACUGAGAAGAAGAUCCCUGUGGUUUUCCGUCUGCAGCAGGGCUACGAUCACAGCUACUUUUUCAUCUACUCCUUUAUCAACGAUCACAUCAAGCACCACAGCAAGUACCUGAACGCGUGAUGUCACGCUCAUGUGACAGCAGUGCUGGCCUUCUAAGUGCCUUCAUUGCACAGUCCAUCUCCAUGACACUGAUUGCAACAUCAUUGGUUCAGUGGCAGUGCCAGAGUUUGAGGGGCUAGUGAUGGGCAUUAAGGGCUCUAGAAUGCACUCUACCUGGCCCAUGGCUGAAUUUUCUAAUUAACUGAACUCUGGCCAAUCCGAUUGCUUAUUUGCUGAGCAUAGUGAUUUGAUUGUAUGGAAAUUGGCAAAAUCACCACUAGAAUUGCCUGGCAAUUAUGUGCUCCUAAAUAAAACUUUGUGAUUGGUUAA
Messenger RNA from Anguilla rostrata (American eel), 1002 nucleotides. RefSeq names its product esterase D/formylglutathione hydrolase (gene esd). The record is from RefSeq and is a predicted model, not a curated record. Gene Ontology annotation, cellular component: cytosol. NCBI's taxonomy places the organism in Eukaryota, Metazoa, Chordata, Actinopteri, Anguilliformes, Anguillidae. Bases 1 to 693 code for a protein of 230 amino acids. Gene Ontology annotation, biological process: formaldehyde catabolic process. Gene Ontology annotation, molecular function: S-formylglutathione hydrolase activity. The transcript is spliced from 7 exons.